This is a messenger RNA of Populus euphratica (Euphrates poplar), 522 nucleotides long. RefSeq names its product thylakoid lumenal 17.4 kDa protein, chloroplastic-like. The transcript is spliced from 3 exons. The record is from RefSeq and is a predicted model, not a curated record. Bases 1 to 522 code for a protein of 173 amino acids. Lineage: Eukaryota; Viridiplantae; Streptophyta; Magnoliopsida; Malpighiales; Salicaceae.
AUGUAUGCCCUCCUGCGGCAUGGACGCCAAUCUAGUUUCUCUUCUAAAGGCCCUCGGUUUCCCAUUAAUUCCAGACCUCCAGUCACCUCUCAAGAUCUGCUGUUCUGUAUUAGAGAUGGAACUAAAUCAAGGGAAAGCUUGUUUCAGUUUAGUAAGGAGAUUAAUAGUGUGGCUUGUGGCAUUCUUGCUGCUUGGGCUGUGACCGCUGCCUCACCUGUAAUUGCUGCUAAUCAGAGGCCGCCCCCACUAUCGACGGAGCCUGACCGGUGUGAGAAGGCACUUGGUGGGAACACGAUUGGUCAAGCAAAUGGUGUUUAUGACAAGCCUAUAGAUCUUCGCUUCUGUGAUUAUACAAAUGACAAGUCCAAACUAGAGGGGAAGUCUCUUGCAGCAGCACUUACGUCAGAUGCCAAGUUUGACGGUGCAGAUACGUCAGAAGUGGUAGUGUCAAAGGCUUAUGCUGUUGGAGCUAGCUUCAAAGGUAAUUUUUCAGUUCAGCCCUCAUCUAUAUAUCUUCUGUAA